Molecule: messenger RNA, 4162 nt
Organism: Pelodiscus sinensis (Chinese soft-shelled turtle)
Lineage: Eukaryota; Metazoa; Chordata; Testudines; Trionychidae
Gene: RET
Product: ret proto-oncogene
Biological process (GO): multicellular organism development; cell surface receptor protein tyrosine kinase signaling pathway; positive regulation of kinase activity
Cellular component (GO): signaling receptor complex; plasma membrane
Molecular function (GO): transmembrane receptor protein tyrosine kinase activity; calcium ion binding; ATP binding
Source: RefSeq, a predicted model, not a curated record
GCAGCGGGACUUUAAACACCGAAGGCAGGCAGCCGUGAUGAACUAGAGCUCCCGCCGUCGGGAGGCUGGGAGAAAACAGCCCCGCACCGUCGGAGCAGGUUCACUGUCCUCUCUCCCUGCCCGGAGCAUCACUCUGCACCGCACGGCACAGGGAGGGAGCGGAGAAACCCCAGACUAUGGGCUAUCCCGACUGAGGAAUUACGGGCUAAAAAGACUUGCUCCAUUGACUGAAUCUGAAACCAGCCUGGCCAGGCGUCCUCUGAGCACCUUCACCCUAGGGGGAUUAGGAUUACUGGAGGGGGCAAAAAUGCCUUUCACAGGGUGGAUAGCAGGGCUUCUCUUCCUUUGUGAAGUUUCCUUUGGUCUCUACUUUCCUAGGAAAGAAUAUUCUGAGAAUGUCUACAUUGAUCAACCAGCGGGCACGCCGCUACUGCACAUCCAUGCCUUGAGAGAUUCACAUGGCGAGGUGGCCCACUUUCAGCUGUGCCAACGUCUUUCUAUCUAUCGCGUUGGAUCCUAUGAAAAUCAUUGGUUUCAAAUCAGAGAAAAAACCGGGCUUCUCUACCUCAAUAAAAGCCUGGAUAGAGGAGACUUUGAUAUCCUGUUUGGAAGAAAUUGGAUGUCAUUACCAAAGGUGACAUUUCCUGUCUACCUCUCAUCCCAGCCCUUCCAAGGGAAGGAAUGUGAGACCUCAACUUCUGCCGUGGUGCAUCUCUUCAUCAUCAAUGCAACUGCACCAGCUUGCAAUGCUCUGACACCAAGGGAGCUUUGUUUCUCCGAAAUGGAUCUCUCCUUUCACAUCAAGGAGAAUAAACCCCCUGGCACAUUUCAUCAGCUUCAAUUACCCUCAAUACAUCACCUGUGCCAGAAUGUCACCAUUUCCUACAAAUUACUGGCAGGUAAAACUGGAGUUGACACGCUGCCUUUCCGCUACAAUGAGAACACCACGAGGGUGAGCGUCACGCAGCGUUUGGAUCGGGAGGAAAGAGAGAGGUACGAGCUGAUCGCCAAGUGUACCGUGAGGGAGCGCUCUAAGGAGAUGCAGGUCGAGGUGCCCUUCCUGGUGAGCGUGUUAGACGAAGAUGAUUCUGCUCCCUUCCUGCCCAAUGGCACUAGUACGACGGAUGCGGUCGUGGAGUUCAACCGAAAAGAGGGAACUGUCUUAGCCACACUGACUGUCUGUGAUGCAGACACCACACCUAUUUUCCCCAUUGAAAGCAGCAGAAAAAAGUACACAGGCACCAUCAGUACAACAGAUCCGUGGGUUAGCGAAACAUUUCGGGUGGAUCACAUCUUCCACGAGAUCUAUUUCAGCCCCAAUGGCAGCCAAGUGAGGGGAACCCUGCAUGAAUACAAACUGAUGCUGAAUAAAAAUAUUUCAGUCACAGAGAACCGAUCCUUCCAGUUGGAUGUUCUGGUGAAUGACACAGAGUUUCAUGGCCCUGAAAGAACUGUAAUGCUCCACUUCAAUGUCUCCAUUCUUCCCGUCAGCAUUCAGUUCCCUAAUGUGACUUACCAGUUCACAGUGAACAGAAACGCUGAACGUUUUGCACAUAUAGGUAAAAUCUGCAUUGAAAACUGCAUGAAGUUCUGUGGCGUAAACAUCACCUACAGGUUGCUGCCCUCCAAUGCCAGUUGCUAUGCUGUUGGGAUACUUCAGGGCCGGGAGGACAAGUAUGGAAGCCUCUAUGUGAAUGACUCUUCUGUACUACACAGACCUGAAUGCAAAGAAGUACAAUACACGGUUGUUGCCUCAGACAAGCAAAGUAAGAAGCAUGCCAAAACCCAGCUCACUGUUACUCUGGAGGGAACAAUUGUAAAGAAAGAAGAGGACUGCCCUGAAUCUUGUGCAGUUAAUAAGCAUCGGGCCGAAUGUGAAGAAUGUGGAGGUGUCGGCGUGCUAACAGGAAAAUGCCAGUGGAGACAGGGAAGUGGAAAAGGAAUCACCACAAAUUAUUCUACCUGCACCCCAAGCAUCAGGACUUGUCCAGAUGGCACCUGUGAUGUUUUAGAGAGCAAAGAUCCAUCGGUGUGCCCUCAAGAUUGCACAACUGGAAACAUCAUUGGUGGGCAUGAGAGAGGCAUUCACGGAAUUAAGUCAGGACAUGGGAUUUGUUACUGCUUCCCGAGACAUAACUGCUACUGCGAGAAAGAUGAUAUUAAGGAACCACUGUGUGAUGACGUAUGCAAGACCGUGAUUGCAGGAGCAGUUCUGCUCUCCUUCAUUAUCUCAGUGCUGCUCUCUUCUUAUUUCAUCCACCGUUACCACAAGAAUUCUCCAAAGCCACCAAUUGCCUCAGCCGAGAUGACCUUUCGGCGCCCAGCUCAGUCCUACCCCAUCAGUUACUCUUCUACAAAUGUUCGUCGGCCAUCUCUGGACUCGAUGGAGAACCAGGUGCCUGUGGACACCUUUAAAAUACCCGAAGACCCCAAAUGGGAAUUCCCCCGGAAGAAUCUGGUUCUAGGCAAGACACUAGGAGAAGGAGAAUUCGGGAAGGUUGUCAAGGCAACAGCGUUCAGACUCAAGGGGAAAGCAGGCUACACCACGGUGGCCGUGAAAAUGCUAAAAGAAAAUGCUUCCCAGAGUGAGCUGCGAGAUCUGCUGUCAGAAUUCAACCUCUUGAAACAGGUUAACCACCCUCAUGUCAUCAAACUGUAUGGAGCAUGCAGUCAGGAUGGACCUCUGUAUUUAAUUGUGGAAUAUGCAAAAUAUGGUUCCUUGCGCAGUUUUCUCAGGGAAAGUCGCAAAGUAGGACCUAGCUAUGUGGGCAGUGACACCAACAGAAACUCAAGCUACUUGGACAACCCAGAUGAGAGAGCAUUGACAAUGGGAGAUCUGAUUUCAUUUGCAUGGCAGAUAUCUCGGGGGAUGCAGUACCUGGCAGAAAUGAAGCUUGUUCAUCGUGAUUUAGCAGCCAGAAACGUACUGGUGGCAGAAGGACGCAAAAUGAAGAUUUCUGAUUUUGGCUUGUCCCGAGAUGUUUAUGAAGAGGAUUCCUAUGUCAAGAGAAGCAAGGGUCGAAUACCUGUUAAAUGGAUGGCAAUAGAAUCCCUAUUUGAUCAUAUCUAUACAACACAAAGUGAUGUCUGGUCAUUUGGAGUUCUGCUAUGGGAGAUUGUAACCCUGGGAGGAAACCCAUAUCCUGGAAUUGCUCCUGAAAGACUCUUUAACCUCCUUAAAUCCAGCUAUCGAAUGGAGAGACCUGAAAACUGUAGUGAAGAAAUGUAUAACUUGAUGCUGCGAUGUUGGAAACAGGAACCAGAUAAGAGACCAACAUUUGCUGAUAUCAGCAAAGAACUGGAGAAAAUGAUGGUGAAAAGUAGGGACUACUUAGAUCUUGCAGCUUCUACGCCUUCUGACUCCUUACUUUAUGAUGACGGGCUCUCAGAAGAGGAGACACCCCUCGUGGACUGUAAUAAUGCUCCCCUCCCUCGAACCCUUCCUUCCACAUGGAUUGAAAACAAACUCUAUGGCAUGUCAUACCCGAACUGGCCUGAGGAGAGCCCCGUUCCACUCACAAGAUUCGAUGGCACUAACUCUGUGUUUUCAAGAUAUGCAAAUGAUAGUGUAUAUGCUAACUGGAUGGUUUCACCCUCAGCGGCAAAAUUUAUGGACAAGUUUGAUAGUUAAAAAUUUGUUUGUGACAGGUAAUGGACCCAUGAGUGGAGCAAACAUACAAAGAAUGGAAAGUCCCUUGGCUCGUUCUUUGCACAAUUAAACCUGGUUAAACCAACAUUAAUUUCUCAAAUGGCAAACUCUCUUUUGGUAGUUUCUUAAGUGGUUUUACACACGAUCAAGACUCUAAUUGAUAAUUUCCCCUUUCAGGAAACAUAUCAAACUGGAUAAAAGUUGUAGUUCCGGUACUUACUUUUUAGUCCACCAUUCCGCACACUGUCCAGUUUAGUAACUGUUUAUUGCAAAUGGCCAUGCACUUCAUACUUACAAUUUUUUAGGUCAGCUGUCCUGAAACACAGCUUUCUUGGGUUGGAAAAUACGUUGGACUUGAACUGCUACUUUUCCAGUUAUUAAUAAAAGGCCACUUGAUCUAAGCAUGAAGCACAAACAGUAUAUGUAAGGGGAAAACAUUUGGCUCAAAAUAACGGAGCUUGCUAUAGAAUCCAAAGUGUUACCAAAAUGUUGGCAAUAAUGAAGCCUGUAUUU